ACCUCUACCAGCAUGUCGUAACGCCGACAGAACUCCCCAUUGAACGGUACUGCUGGAUGCCACUCUUCAGCAGGGGAGAAUGGGUGAUAGUCCCAUGAGAAUCACCUCCGCCCACAAUUCUUAUUCCAUCCUCUUUAAUGGAGCAUACAGCCGCCUUCAACACAACGUGGAACAUCACCCACACCACCUCUUGGCGUCCAAACACAACCCAGCCUAGCGCCUCAGGACUGAGUGAGCCCAGAGAUGGACACCUCUUGCAAACGCUCGGCCUGUGCACCAUGCUCCUGCUGGACGUACUAGCUAUAGUGGGCAACUUAGCUGUAAUGACAGUCAUCGCCAGGACACCGCGACUACGUAAAUUUGUGUUCGUCUUCCAUCUCUGCCUGGUGGAUCUCAUCGCGGCCCUGGUGUUAAUGCCUCUGGGUAUGCUGUCAGGUCAGGGCUUUUUCAACAAGGCUCUUUGUCAGGGUUACUUGUGUCUGAGCGUGGGACUGAUCAGUGCUGCUAUCCUCACUAUCUCAGCUAUCAACAUCGAGAGAUACUACUACGUCGUUCAUCCCAUGCGCUAUGAGGUGAAAAUGACUGUAGGGUUGGUGGUUUCAGUUCUGAUUGGAAUAUGGAUCAAAGCCAUCCUCAUGUCCGCGUUCCCUUUACUCGGCUGGGUGCUCGAUACAGAGGAGCCGGGAAUGGCUGUGGGGAAAGUUAUGGGGAAAAUCGUUGAACCAAAGUGCUGCUCGCUUUACUGGAUGGAGGAAGGGCCCCAACGACUGGUAUUCAUGGUCCUUUUUACCCUGAUGUACUUCCUAUGUCCUGUCCUCAUCAUCUUUGUGGUGUACUGCAACAUGUUUAAGGUGGCCAGGGUUGCUGCCAUGCAGCAAGGGCCAGUCCCCACUUGGAUGGAGACUCCCAGGCCACGCUCUGAAUCUCUGAGCAGCUACUCCAGCAUGGCAGCCAGCCUCAGCGGAGCUCGAACUACCCCCCAGAGGACUUUCAGUGGGGGCAAGGCUGCGGUUGUCCUAGUCGCCGUAGGAGGUCAGUUCCUUGGGUGCUGGCUGCCUUAUUUCUCCUUCCACCUGUACUGCGCCGUCAUGCCGUCCUCUAACAAAUCCCUCGCACACAUGGCCCAGCUGGAGGAUGUCUUCACUUGGAUUGGGUACUUCUGUUUCACCUCCAAUCCUUUUUUCUACGGCUUUCUGAAUCGGCAGAUCAGGGAAGAGCUGGCCAGAAACCUGGCCUUCGUUUUUAAGUGGGGGCAUCCUGGUGAAGAAGAACAGCUGCCCAGUCGAGAGGCUUCUAUUGAGGAGAACUUUCUCCAGUUUCUUCAGGGCACAGGUAUGCGGCCAAGGAAUUCCCAAAGCAUCUCCAUCCCUCAACAGGAGGAGGACAAUCCUCUCUCCACCGAGCUCCACCAGCCAUCUGUUGACUUCCACAUUCCUGGCCAGAUCAUGGAGGAGACCUCGGAGUUCAUAGAGCACCAACACAUAAAUGACCUUAAUAUAUCAGACAAUUGUAUCAAGACAAAAUCGGAAAUGCAAGGUUGAUAUUUUCAGAUGUGAAAUCUAUAUUUAAUGUAUCAUAUAUUGUUUCUCUGUUUUAGCAUUGGAUCUUUUUAUACUCUGCCGACAA
Carassius carassius (crucian carp) is the source of this 1626-nucleotide messenger RNA. Its product is annotated as G-protein coupled receptor 61-like. The transcript has a single exon. The record is from RefSeq and is a predicted model, not a curated record. The coding region runs from base 138 to 1541 and encodes 467 amino acids. Gene Ontology annotation, molecular function: G protein-coupled receptor activity. Gene Ontology annotation, cellular component: signaling receptor complex; plasma membrane; endosome. Lineage: Eukaryota; Metazoa; Chordata; Actinopteri; Cypriniformes; Cyprinidae. Gene Ontology annotation, biological process: G protein-coupled receptor signaling pathway.